Molecule: messenger RNA, 1065 nt
Organism: Cotesia congregata
Lineage: Eukaryota; Metazoa; Arthropoda; Insecta; Hymenoptera; Braconidae
Source: the annotation of a GenBank genome assembly
AUGUUCACUAAGAAGCGUUUAUUAAAAUUAAACGAACCAAUGGAAAUAGUUCCGCCUCCAACGCAAAAAUUUACUAUCGAUCAGUGGCGUCUUGACAAUCAAGCUCGGUUCCGCAAAUGCAACAUUCAUUGCCAGUUGGUUGAAAGUUUGAUCGCUGAAUCGGAACGCAUAUGUGAUUCGACAUUGGAAUUAACUAAGACUAAUAAAACAGCCACUGAUUAUGAGCUGAAAGAAAAAUUAACGGAUGUUAAAUUUGUUAAAGAUGAAAUUUUGCGGCACCGUAAGGAUGUUAUUUUGGAAAUUGAUGCGCUGAAAACUUACAAGGCGAGAUUGAUUGAUGGAUUGUCCUCGAUUCAAGAAAACGCUGCUGAUAUUUGCAAAAAAUGUCUUAUUGCUCGAGAACAUCGCUUGGGUAUCGACUUGACUGUUGACGAUGUAGAGAAAGAGUUGAAGAAAGAACUGGAAGUGAUAAGCCGGGCAGACAGUAUUUUUACUCGAACAUUGGAGCAUACAAACGAACAAAUUCGGAUUUUGAAAUCUUUGUUGUACUACCUUGAUGGAGAUCUCGAGAACAAGGACCGCAGCAUUCAGUUGGACCAGAGGAACCUUAGUUUGAAGGAGACUAGCUUGAAUCUCAAAUGGGACUUACAUACAGAUGAAAUUGUUAUGUCGACAAUGAAGCAGAUGAAUAGCACCCGAGUCCUCCGUUGUUACAUAGAUAAUAUUUUAAAAGAAAUAAACAUAACACGUCUGGAAAAAAAUAUUGCUGAAAAAGAAGGAUUUCUCGCGUUAGCUCACACGCGUUUAGGAAAUCGUUGUCAUCGGCCAAACUUGGAAUUAACUCGCGAUCAAGUUGAGCAGAAACUUGUCCAAGAAGUAUAUGAUAUUCGUCAAACGGUUGCGAAACUCCAGCAAACAUUGAACGAGGCUCAUGCGACUUUACGGUACUUGCUAAGUAUGCAAAUACAAUUAGAGGAAGAUAUUAAUAUCAAAACAAAUACUUUAAAAAUUGAUGAGAUAGAAUGCAUGACUCUACGACAAAGUUUGAAUUAUCAUGCUUAUUAA